CGACGGCCCUUCCUGGUGGCCUGGAACGUGCCCACCCAGGACUGCAAGCCCCGCUUCCAAGUGUCCCUCGACUUCAGCCUCUUCGACCUGCACGCCUCCCCCAAUGAGGGCUUCGUGGGGCAGAACCUCACCAUCUUCUACAAGGAGCGCCUGGGGCUCUACCCCUACUACACCAGCCAGCGCGUGGCCAUCAACAGCGGUGUCCCCCAAAACAGCAGCCUGUCUGAGCACCUCGCCCGCCUCCACGAGGGCAUCAGCAAAUACAUCCGCUCACCGGCCAAGGAGGGGCUGGGCGGCAUCCGGCAGCCCACCUGGUCCCGUGAGGAGGUGAACAAGCAGGCGGUGUUCGAGUUCGAGUCGGCUGCUCAGCAGUUCAUGGUGAGCACCCUGCGCGUGGCCAAGAGCUUCCGACCCAAGCAGCUCUGGGGGUUCUACCUCUUCCCCGACUGCUAUAACCAUGACUACAGCAAGAACAAGGAGAGCUACACCGGGCAGUGCCCAGAUGUGGAGAAGACACGUAAUGACCAGCUGGCAUGGCUCUGGAGGGAGAGCAUGGCUCUCUACCCCUCCAUCUACCUCGAUCUGCUCCUGGCCUCCACCCCCAACAGCCGCAAGUUCGUGCGGGCACGGGUGGUGGAGGCCAUGCGCAUCUCGCAGCAGCACCACGAUGGCUACUCCCUGCCUGUCUUUGUCUACACCCGGCCCACCUAUAUCCGCAAGCUGGACGUGCUGAGCCAGCCAGACCUGAUCUCCACCAUCGGAGAGAGCGCGGCCCUGGGUGCAGCUGGGGCCAUUUUCUGGGGUGAUGCAGACUACACCAAAAACCGGAACUCAUGCCAGAUCCUCAAGGACUACCUGGAGGGGGACCUGGGCCGCUACAUCGUGAAUGUCACGACGGCAGCGCAGCGCUGCAGCACAGUAUUGUGCCAGGGCCGCGGCCGCUGCCUGCGCCAGGACAGCACUGCUGAUGUCUUCCUCCACCUCAACUCCACCAGCUUCCAGCUGCGGCGCCGGGAUGGGGAUGACCCCCAGCGCCCCCUCUUCUGGGCUGAGGGCCAGGUGUCCCCUGCUGACACCCUCUUCCUACGGACCCACUUCCGCUGCCAAAAAACCUACCAGGGCUGGCAGGGCAGCAGCUGCCAGGUGCCUGCUGACCCCCGCAGUGAUGCCCCUGACCCGCUGUCACCACUGGGACUUGGGGUGCUGUUGCUGCUUGCAAGCUGGUGCUAA
This is a messenger RNA of Leptosomus discolor (cuckoo roller), 1230 nucleotides long. NCBI's taxonomy places the organism in Eukaryota, Metazoa, Chordata, Aves, Leptosomiformes, Leptosomidae. The record is from RefSeq and is a predicted model, not a curated record.